This is a messenger RNA of Nezara viridula (southern green stink bug), 1429 nucleotides long. NCBI's taxonomy places the organism in Eukaryota, Metazoa, Arthropoda, Insecta, Hemiptera, Pentatomidae. The record is from the annotation of a GenBank genome assembly.
CUCACAUGACUGUUACAACUGUCAAGAGUUUACCGGAAAAUCUUAAAAAUAUGAUUUAAGUGCAAUUGUAUACAUGUUUUUGAAAUUACGUGAUUCGCUCACUCUCUUAAUCGAAAUGCUAUUUAACAGUAAAAAUGCAUUUGAAAGUGUGUCAUAUAACUCAUAUUCUCUGUUUCGUCUUGGGUUGUAGUUUUACCCUCCUGCUCACUAGCUAUGACCUGAAAAAAGAAGGAUUUGAAAAUGUUUUCGAAAAAGAGGAAUUUCAGUUGAUUGUGAUUAUUUUGAGCUCACCAGAAAAUGUCAUAAAAAGGUAUGCAAUCAGGCAAACAUGGUUGCGAGAUUUAAACCAAAGAUCUUCCUAUAUGUUUGUAAUUGGCAGCUUAGGCUUUACAGCAGAACAAAGGAAAACCAUUUUAUCUGAACAAAGUGAGCACAAUGAUAUUCUUUUACUCCCUCUCCAUGAGGGCUACCAAAGCCUUACCAAAAAACUAUUAGCUACUCUAGUUCAUGUUUAUCAAACAUACAAAUUUGAUUUUCUGCUUAAGACUGAUGAUGAUACAUUUGUUAAUCUAAGAAUGUUGAAUGAAGCAAUGGUUUCUGUGGAUAAACAAAAGCCUGUGUAUUGGGGAUAUUUCAAUGGGAGAGCAAGUGUUUUUAAAAAGGGAAAAUGGAAGGAAGACCAGUGGUUUCUUUGUGACAGAUAUUUACCAUAUGCUCUUGGUGGUGGUUACAUUUUGACCUACCCUGCAGUAGAGUUAAUUGUUGACAAAGCACAAGUUCUAAGCACAUACAAUUCAGAGGAUGUAUCACUUGGAGUAUGGCUAUCACCCUACAAUAUAAGUCGUAUCCAUGAUAUACGUUUUGAUUCUGGCCAUGUUAGUCGUGGGUGUUCCAACUCUCAUAUGGUAACACAUAAGCAAACGCCUGAGCAUAUUAGAGCCUUGUAUGCUUCCUUGUCACAUUCAGGGGUGUCUUGUUCUGUUGAGACUCAAUAUUCAUCUCCUUAUGAAUAUGACUGGAAAGUACCUCCUUCCAAAUGUUGUCUUAAGUCUGUACUAUAAACUAAUGUUAAUUGAAAUAGGUAAAUGCCGAGAUGUACAUAGUCAUUUCCAUGAACACUACUUAUUAUGAGUUUGUCUUCAGGUUUGUAUAUAUGUACUGUUAGGUCAGAUACUUGUGAUUUAUUUUGUAUGUUUGAAAGUUCUUUUGCCAAUUCAUAUUUACAGGAAUUUUGAUAUUUAUUUAUCUCUACAUUAAUUGUCCAUCUCUGUUCUAGGCAAUAUUUUGAUUAGAAAAUGAAAUUACUGCCAUUUACUUUCAUAUAUUACCAUAACAUUUACUUUACCAAAGUAUAAUAUAAUCAUUUAUUCAGAAAUAAACAUAUCAUAUGUAAUAUUCUAAUGACAUGUAUCUUACAAUGAUUAUCUUU